AUGAUACUUGCCUCUGCUCUGAUUGUUGCUGUUGCGCUCGUCGAGUCUGUAGCGGCUCACGGUUACGUCCCCCAAAUAAAAAUAGGAAACCAAUAUAUCCCGGGAUGGAACGUCCCGACCGAUCCCUACACCACACCUCAGCCCCUGCGAGUUGUCCGCGCAACAAAGCCAGACUCUGGGUUCAUCUCUGAUCCAUCUUCUGGAGACAUUACCUGUUCCAUCGGUAACUCCUUCCUCCCACCGGGCCCCAUUACUGCCACUGUUGCAGCGGGCGGUACCGUUCAGAUGCUUUGGAACACAUGGCCAAUUGGUCACUAUGGACCUGUUCUCAACUACAUGGCCAAGUGCCCCGGUGACUGCUCUGUUUGGAAAGGAGACACAGGCACUCCUUGGUUCAAGACACAACAAGACGUCUACUCCAAUGGCGUGUGGGCUUCAGACGUUUUGGCGCAGAGCAAUUUCACUUAUACCGUGAAGAUCCCAAGCAACAUCACCCCAGGCAACUAUCUACUCCGUCACGAGAACCUUGCGCUACACGGGGCAGCAAACCUUGGUGGCGCCCAAUUCUACCCAGUUUGCGUACAAUUGACAGUUACUGGUGGCGGAUCGCUCAAUCCAUCUGGGCUAGGAUUCCCAGGAGCUUACUCGGCUACUGACCCAGGUAUCCAUUUCAAUCCGUACCAAGGAGAAGCGGCCAACCAAGCAUACGUCCCUCCUGGUGGUCCAGUCUAUCCUGGCUUGGCAUUUUAA
This is a messenger RNA of Pleurotus ostreatus (oyster mushroom), 750 nucleotides long. Its product is annotated as Esterase/lipase/thioesterase. The coding region runs from base 1 to 750 and encodes 249 amino acids. The transcript is spliced from 9 exons. NCBI's taxonomy places the organism in Eukaryota, Fungi, Basidiomycota, Agaricomycetes, Agaricales, Pleurotaceae. The record is from RefSeq and is a predicted model, not a curated record.